AUGUUUUUGCGCGACUCAAAAGACUUGCUUCUGCAAUAUCUUCAAGAAUCCUUUACGUCAGCACACUAUACUGCCAGCGCAGUUCUUGCAGGUUUCCUCUUUGCUAUUUUCGGAUCCCUUAUUUUAUUCAUCAUUUUCUGUACACUCCGGCCCCGUCACAAUGUCGUUUAUGCACCUAAAAUCAAAUAUGCUGACGAAAAGACUAGACCCCAACCUCUCAGCAAGCAUCCACUAUCAUGGGUUAAAUAUGUACUUUUCACAGCUAAGGAAGAUGAUUACCUUCAAAAAUCUGGCCUAGAUGCUGUCGUUUAUAUUCGGUUUACUGCAAUGUGUCGUAAUAUUUUUGCGAUUCUUUCAAUAUUUGGUAUUCUUGUCAUCAUUCCUAUUAAUGUUGUAUACAACCGACGAAGUCCAAAUGCACAGAAUGUCUCUAAUUCAGAUGCCUUUAUCCUCACCACCCCUAUUCUACUGAGUGGAAAAGUCACCAUCGCCCACGUUACACUUAGUUAUAUAUUUGAUGGCAUUAUUUGUUACUUUUUAUGGCGCAAUUACGAAAAAAUCAUUGAAAUGCGUCGCCGUCUCUUCUUAUCAGAAGAUUAUCAAAAUGCACUUUUUAUGAGAACAGUUAUGCUUACAGAAGUUCCAAAAGCAUAUAAAACUGAUGACGGGUUGAUUAGGCUUAUGGAAACAAUAAAGCAAGAAUACCAGCGGCCAAUCCAAAAUGCAUCUUGUGGUAGAGAUGUGGGCCAGCUUAACAAGUACUUGAAACGAUAUAACCGGGCAGUACUUAAAUUGGAAUCUGUUCUCGCCAAAUAUUUGAAAAAUCCAGAUAAGUUACCCGAUACCAAACCUUUAAUGAAGCCAUAUAGAGAAGAUCGAAAAUUCCUUCCAGAAGGUACCAAAAAAAUUGAUUCUAUUGAUUAUCUUACAUUACAAAUACAAAAAUAUGAAGCCUUAAUAAUAGAAGCACGAGAGGAUAUUGACACUAAUAAAACAUUGCCAUAUGGCUUUGUUUCAUAUGAAUGUGCCGAAGACUGUCAUUUUGUUGCACAAAAAAUUGCUUCACAUAAUAUCAAGAAGCACGGUCUUAAAGCCGCUUUAGCUCCACGCCCUGAAGAUAUAAUUUGGGAUAACAUUAUUUUAACAACAGCAGGACGCCGGAACAAGCAAUUUUGGGGUAAUUUUUUCUUUUUUUUACUUACAUUGGCAUGGAUUGCACCAAACGCAUUUAUUGGUGCUUUCUUAUCAAAUCUUUCACGCAUCGGUACCCUUUGGCCUCCAUUUAACACUUUUAUUUCUCGUUAUCCAGUUUUGUUUUCUAUCAUUCAAGGUAUCAUUGCACCUUUAGUCACAGCUCUUAUUUUCUUGCUCAUGCCCGCUAUUAUGCGGAAAAUGUCUCAUUGGCAAGGAAAAAUUACAAAACAUGACCGCGAAAUAGAUGUCACUCGAAAAUUAUACAGUUUCUUUGUAUUUAACAAUAUUUUUGUUUUCACACUUUUCAGUGUGGUUUGGGCAAUUGUUUCUCAAAUUAUCUAUUUGGUUAAUACGAGAGAUAAUCUUUCAUUUUCAAUAAUGUUGCGCGAAAUCGACGUUGCUUAUAAAAUUUCAACAGCUAUUAUGAGUGCAUCUUCUUUCUGGGUCAUGUACAUUUUGCGUGUUAAUUUUGGUGCAGUUUUGGAUUUACUACAGAUAUUUUCUCUAGUUUGGCGUGGGUUUCAACGUCAUUUCAUGGCGCCAACGCCUCGCCAACAAAUUAUGUGGACAGCUCCUCAACACUUUAACUAUGCAGCAUAUUAUAAUUGGAUGCUUUUUUACUCUACAAUUGCAUUAUGUUUUGCUAUGGUCCAGCCCUUAGUAUUAGUUGUUAUAACUGUUUAUUUUUCACUGGAUCUUAUCUACAAAAAGUAUGGUCUUAUGUACAUUUUUGUUACAAAAGCUGAGUCUGAUGGACUUUUUUGGCCACUGCUAUUCAAUUCUUUUCUGUUUGCAACAAUUUUUGGAAAUUUAGUUUUAUUCAUAGUUGUAUGGGUUCAAGGUGGUUGGAAGUAUGCUGCAGGUAUGGCACCCUUGUUACCACUGUUGAUAGCGUUUAAAAUUGUUUCAAGUCGUCGACAUAACCCCCGCUUUUUCUUUUUCUUACCAACAGAACAAGAAAGGUCACAGAUGGAUUCUACACGGUCGCGUACUGCUCUUUCAGAUACUUCUUCAACUGCUCUUGCACGUCGUUAUAGAAACCCAGUUCUUGAUUCCCAACUUAUGGUUCCUAUGAUUCAUUCUAAAGCACAACAUAUUCUUCCUCAGAUUACAUCGCUUAAUUCUUUGGGAACUGAUCCAGAAUUAGACCCUGAAAGUGCAUUUAUGUCUAUGGGCAAUGAUGAAAGAAACUUGGAAGCAAAUACUGCUUACGAUCCUGCUCGGGAAGAGUCAGCACCGCGGCAAUCCAGAGUACGCAGUUAUUUCCUCGAUGGCCGGUUUGACAUUGUUGACGAUCAUGAGCUUGAUUAUUCUCAUAUGCUACGCAUAUCUAAAAUUGAGCCUGUUCCUGAUGACCAAAACCCAUAUCUCAAUGCUUCUUUUGGCUCUAAUGACACUAAAAAUGAUGCGGCAAUUGCUGUGGCCCUAUCCCAACCCGAAAAAGAAUGGCACGAUGAUUUUCAAUCAAAUAUUGAACAUCGCCAUUCUUCGGAUGUUGCUUUGGCCCCCACGCCGGACCGUGAGCAUAGCAACCCCUUUUUAUCACGAAACCACGACUAUACAUCGUUGGACGGAGGAGCAGUUACCACACAUUAUUACGGCAACACUGAUUAUUCUCAAGCUCAAGUUAGUCCCAGUAAUAGCCUUAACACUGUAAAACGACGGCCAGUUGUAGGUGCGCAGUACGUUUCAGUUCGAGAUAUUAGCGAAGCUCCAUUUGAAACAUAUGAAUCAUUGGCUCCACUUGCAAGUCACACCCCUGCUUAUCAAUCAGAAAGCUAUAAGGUUCUUCAUACUCAGCAAAGCGAUUUAAGUCUGGCUACUCAAUACACUGCUGGUAACAUGCCCAUUGAUCUCGAUGAUGACGAGCUGUUAUUAUUAGGAAAGAAAACGGAAAAUGACGAAGAAGCCAGGCAUCGUUAA
Molecule: messenger RNA, 3117 nt
Organism: Magnusiomyces paraingens
Lineage: Eukaryota; Fungi; Ascomycota; Dipodascomycetes; Dipodascales; Dipodascaceae
Exons: 3
Coding region: 1-3117 (1038 amino acids)
Cellular component (GO): plasma membrane
Molecular function (GO): calcium-activated cation channel activity
Source: RefSeq, a predicted model, not a curated record